Sparassis crispa is the source of this 1788-nucleotide messenger RNA. RefSeq names its product GMC oxidoreductase. Lineage: Eukaryota; Fungi; Basidiomycota; Agaricomycetes; Polyporales; Sparassidaceae. The record is from RefSeq and is a predicted model, not a curated record. Gene Ontology annotation, molecular function: flavin adenine dinucleotide binding; oxidoreductase activity, acting on CH-OH group of donors. The coding region runs from base 1 to 1788 and encodes 595 amino acids. The transcript has 25 exons.
AUGACCGCAAUUCUGCAAGAUGUGGCGGAUAAUUCCUUCGACUACAUCAUUUGCGGGGGUGGAACGGCAGGACUCACGCUGGCGGUGAGCUUGAGCGAAGAUCCCAGGGUAUCCGUAGUUAUCCUGGAAGCUGGACAAGCCCACGUUAAUGAACCUGACAUCCUACGUCCUGCAUCAUAUGGGAGCCAUUUCAGCAAUGAUGCCUUUUGUUGGGCCCAUCAAACUACGAAGCAAGCCGACGGUUUGCGGUAUUUCUGGUACAGAGGCAAGGGUCUAGGUGGAAGCUCCGGCGUCAACUUCUUGUGCUGGACAAUCCCGCCAGCAGAAGAUAUCAACAACUUCGAGAGGUUGGGAAACCCAGGGUGGAACUGGAAGGACUUUGAGAAGUACUUGAAACGUGUGCGAGGAUUUGUUUUACCAAAGAAAGAGGUGCAGACAAGGUACAGAUUAAACUGUGAUAAUUUGACCGCCAAUAGAAAGGGUCCCUUUACUGUAUCGUACCCUCCGACUAUUGAUGCCGCAGAAUUGAAAAUCCAACAGACACUCAUUAACGCUGGUAUACCCAUUGCGCCAAACCCGUUGAACGGUGAUCCCACAGGCGUUUUCUUCUCCCCUAUAAGCUACGAUCCAACUACCCAUGGCCGUUCCUACGCUACAAGUGCAUACUAUUUGCCUAACAAAGAUCGCCCAAAUCUCACUGUUCUAGUCUCUGCUGAUGUAACUAAGAUCCUACACGAGAAAGUCGGGGAUAUCAACUUGACCGCAACCGGUGUGGAAUUUCAGCAUUCAGGUUUGAGGCAUAUCGUUUAUGCCAGGAAAGAAGUCAUCGUCGCCGCCGGUACCCUGAAGUCUCCACAGAUUUUGGAACUUUCUGGCAUCGGCAACAAAGAAGUUCUUCAGAAAUUAAUGUCCCGUGUCAGCUUCGAGCUUCGCGGUGACGUUCCAUUUAAUACCUUGUGUGCACUGCGCGAUCCGGCAGUUGCAGCGCAGCACCUUGAACUACAUGCCUCGGGCUCGGGACUCUACACGAUAGGCAUCAUUGGAUUCGCCUUUGUUACCCCUCAGAUGAUUUCUUGCAAGGUACAUACAAUUAAGCAAGCAGCCAAGAUCAAUAUUAUGAAGAACGCGGAUACAUACCCUCCGGGACUAAUGGAGCAGUACAAAAUUCAACUUGAACAGCUAGAGAAGGGAAUUGUGCCAAGCUGCGAGCUCAUCAGUUACCCCGGGAUGUUAUCGGGCUCUAACCUCCCUGCGGAGGGCAAACGCUAUGUGUCUAUCCUUGCAGCCAUGAACCAUUGCUUCUCUAGGGGUACUAUCCACUCCAUCUCCAAUGACCCUAUGAAAGAUCCUCAAUUUGACCCUCACUACUUCGAACACGAGACGGACUUGGAGAUAUGGCUUGAGGCAGUCAAGUAUACCCGAAGCCUGGCACAAGUUGCCCCGCUGAAGGAUAUGAUAACUAGCGAGUUAAACCCGGUCCUGAGACUGGAUAAAGAAGUAUUCCAGUACGACUUGGCAUACAGCCAGCUCUUGCUCUAUGUUACCAAGGACCAACGAUGGUGUCGUGGAUCCGCAGCUGAAGGUGUUCUAUACGUUCUUGUCACUAUCGUGUCUUUAAUAUGCAAAUGGCAACGGGUGUACGGAACAAGCAACAUUCGCGUCGUCGACCUUUCGGUGGUACCACUGCACAUUGCAGCACAUACUCAAGCCAUUGUCUAUACCAUUGCUGAACAGGCUGCCGAUAUCGUCAAGGGCAAGUUCGGUCUUGAGGAUCCCACUGAGUCUUAG